Ectocarpus sp. CCAP 1310/34 is the source of this 2610-nucleotide messenger RNA. The record is from the annotation of a GenBank genome assembly. NCBI's taxonomy places the organism in Eukaryota, Phaeophyceae, Ectocarpales, Ectocarpaceae.
CUCCUCGUGGGCAGACAUCGCUCGAUCUUUGGCGACAGAAGAGUGGCGACACGUGGAGGGAUAGGUGGACAAAGGGGGGCGUUUCAUCAACCUUCGUUCCCCUGAUGAACGCCUUCUGCGGCAGUUCUCCGCGCCACGCGCCAGCGCCACAUGCAACCACAAUUUUUCCGUCCUCUGUCCCGUCCUUUCUUCCGUUCACCUUCAACAUGUCCCAGAACCAGCACCGUCUCACUCCGUCGUCGUCCAACUCGCAAAGGAGGCCCGCCCGCAACAGCUCUUCUGGGGGAGGGUCGUCCUCCAGCGGUGGUUCGAGCGGUUCUUCCAGCAAUAAGCGCCGCCACACCAACGGGUCCGGCAUCGGCAAGAACAGAUCCCGGUGUGCUGCCAUCUUCGACGUCAUGGAAGAGGAGGACGAGAACGUCGACCCCCGACAGGCCGUCGCGGAUUUAGUGAAGGUGAGACCGCGGGUGUUGGAGCACACAUCUCGCACAUAGUCUCCGAUGACUGUACAAUAGCUAGUCAAGUGCACGUCGUGCUCUUGUCCCGGUAGCAUGCGUGGCUUGCUGCAGGUCAUACGCUGAAAUGUUCAUCAGCCAGACCUGGAGUCUGAAACCCCGACAUUCUCGUCCUGCUGUGGCCCACCGAUCCCCUCAUGCAUGUAGCAUGAUGUGCUACUGCCAGCCUUUCUCGUGUUCAUUCUUCUACUUCAACCGCUGGCAUCUGCGCCUCCUGUCCACACAACCCUUGUUGGAAAAGGUCCGAGAGACUCCAUGUUCGUAAAAGCAACCAUUCAAAUUCCAAGGUAGCGGCGGAAGUAGCAGUAGAAGUACGAUACUUACUGAAGUGUACAUACAACACCCGCGGAGAAUGUUAUAUUUUUGAUCCGUGUGCUGUGACACCUGUUGCGCUUUAUUGUCACCUGUUUGCCUCCCGUGGCACGCGCGCGGGGGGGGGGGGGUGUAAGCACGGCUCCACAUUUUAGUCGCCGACACUGCUCUCCUCUCCGUAUUUUUUACCGCGUAAGCCUCUGCUCCGCGACAUUCCGGUUCUCACGCGACCAACAGGACCACUUCGACCCUAUGUGCACAACCUACAAGUACCUGGUUAUUGGUUUGCUUUUGCAUGGCGUAUCAGCCGCACAUUCCAUUCUACACCUACAACGCAUUCUCAAAGAGCCUCGUUCCUGGUGCUCUUCUGCGUGGUGGGCGAUGACCUUCAAACAGCCGGACUUUCGCCCUUUCGCCUCGACGACGUUUCCACCGCGUCUCAUCCUUUUCUCUUCUCCCUCAUAAACAUAUUGCGAUGAAUACCCUCAACUCCAUGUGAGCUGAGGUCCCAAUAUGGCGAGUUGGUAUAUGCCCACCACCGGAGGCAGGCUAGUUUCCUCUGUUGAGAUGUGACGAGGAAUAUCAAGCGGUGACCGAGCGUGCUAGGUCAAGGCUAGGGUAUGGUUGCGAGUUGCGAGUAGGCGUUGGCCGAGACCCUUCCUGGCUCUCGGUACCAACCCUAAAGAUCCACCACGACCCCUGUCGGAGCAAAGAACUCACAGAGUAAAAUCCAGAGCAGAGCGAUGAAUUAUCGUGUGUCAAAGGUUUAUGACACCCUCUAUGUGUGUGUAAGUUAUAAGAAGAUGCGAAUAUCCCGGCUUCCACAGUACUGAUGUAAGCCCAAAUGGGAACUUUUUGGGGACACGGCUCUCAAAUUGCCUAUUUGCCGCGCCGUGGUCGUGAAAUGAAGCGGAAAUAUUUGCCUGUUGUCCAUAGCAUAAUUGUGGAGGCGAUACGCUGUGUCAUGUACUGCUAUGUAAUACCUGCGUGUUGUGUGCCACUCCUGGGCCCCUCUGACUUGCUGUACACAAUCCCCAAAGCCGUGGGUCCCUUGUUCGUAAAACUGCUCCUGUCCAAACUUCGUACACAUAGCAUACAGCAGUAGUGCUGCUAAAGUUUGGCUGACUGGCUGCAGCAACACUUUCCACACUGGAGCCAAGUCAGCCUUGGGCCGUCAGGACUGUACAGACUCUUGUGACCCAUGACCUUGCACUGACUGCCUACGAGGGUUUAUCUUUACCAUUCUGUUACACAGAAAGCUUUUUUAUCGCAUUUUCCCUUCUCUACUGCCUUGACACUUGAGACCGCUCCAUGUCUCUCGCCCUCCUCCCCUCGCGCUUAUCCACCGGACGGGGAAGGUCAAACGGCCUCCCCCCCUUCAUCCACAGCACACGCAUCUGACAUCCACGUGCCUGCCCCGACGUGUCUGCUUGUUGUCAAACUCGCGGAAGGCGACAUCGAAGCAAGCAGUUGCCUCUUCUAUCCCUGAGGCCGCCGGCGCCAUGUCGGACGCCAUGCACGUCAUGGAGGGGUGCCCCGCGCUACGUUCGGCAGUGCUUUGCCGCCUGGCCAACGCCGAAGGCCUGAUGGUGAGAGACUACACGUCAAAGCAUCCAACCAAUCCGAAGCGUUUGACGGAGAAAGGAGCCACAAGCAAUUUACGGUCCUGAGACGUAUACAUAUCUAGGUGGUCGGACGAGGGUAUUUUCGAACGUAGAUGUCGGAUACGAAAGCCCCCCGCACGUGGGCGUCGGGUAUUCAUUUCCAAUCCUUUGAUUGAAUC